GUCCCUUCGCCUCCCCGCCGCCGCUUUAUCCACCCCCCUCCUGGUGUUUCUCCCCCCCCCCCUUUCCCGGAUUAGGCGGCGAUCAAUCCUUUCUCCCCGCCGCGGUCUGUUGAGAAACAGGUGAUCCUCGUUAGCGGCGGCCGGUUCGCGGAUGCGGUUCGCUCCUCGAAGGAUGGUGGUACCGGGCGAGGCUCAGUCGGCGUAACUUCUGCUUGGCAAGAGGAGAAACUUUCUGCCCCGGUUCGAAGGCGUUAAAAGCGCGUAGCGUUAAAAAGCAGAAGGAGUUGGUUUGAAAGCUGAACUUCACUUUCCUGGGAUUUGUGUGUGUCAGACUCAAAGGCUGCGUCGUUUUUGCUUUUCUUUUUUUGUAUUUUUUUUUUUCUUCCCUUCUCCUUUAUCUCCCGAAAGGAAACUGUUGCUAGUUGGAAUAGACUUUUUAAAUGUUUGGGAUUCAAGAUACUUUAGGAAGAGGACCAAUUCUGAAAGAUAAAUCUCUAGGUUCUGAGAUGGAUUCCGUCAGGUCCUGGGUCAGAAACGUUGGGGUUGUGGAUGCAAACGUAGCAGCACAAAGCGGAGUAGCUUUGUCCAGAGCCCACUUUGAAAAGCAGCCACCCUCCAACUUGAGGAAAUCCAAUUUCUUUCACUUUGUUCUGGCUCUCUACGACAGACAGGGGCAGCCCGUGGAAAUAGAGAGGACAGCUUUUGUGGACUUUGUAGAAAAUGAUAAAGAGCAAGGCAACGAGAAGACGAACAACGGCACACACUACAAACUGCAGCUCCUCUACAGCAACGGUGUCAGGACCGAGCAGGAUCUCUAUGUCAGGCUCAUCGACUCGGUCACCAAGCAGCCCAUAACUUACGAGGGACAGAACAAGAACCCCGAGAUGUGCAGAGUGUUGCUCACCCACGAAGUCAUGUGCAGCCGGUGCUGCGAGAAGAAAAGUUGUGGCAACAGGAACGAGACUCCGUCCGACCCCGUGAUCAUCGACAGAUUCUUCUUAAAAUUUUUUCUCAAGUGCAAUCAGAACUGCUUGAAAACAGCAGGAAACCCAAGAGACAUGAGACGGUUCCAGGUUGUGCUAUCGACAACAGUGAACGUUGAUGGGCACGUGCUGGCAGUGUCUGACAACAUGUUUGUUCACAACAACUCCAAGCACGGACGGAGAGCGAGGAGACUUGACCCCUCAGAAGCCACCCCCUGCAUCAAAGCCAUCAGCCCCAGCGAAGGGUGGACCACGGGCGGGGCCAUGGUCAUCAUCAUCGGGGACAACUUCUUCGAUGGGCUGCAGGUCGUCUUUGGGACCAUGCUGGUGUGGAGUGAGCUCAUCACCCCUCACGCCAUCCGAGUCCAGACGCCUCCCCGGCACAUUCCCGGCGUGGUCGAAGUGACAUUAUCCUACAAAUCCAAACAGUUCUGCAAAGGUGCACCAGGCAGGUUUAUUUACACAGCUCUAAAUGAACCUACCAUAGAUUAUGGCUUCCAAAGACUGCAGAAGGUCAUCCCAAGACAUCCUGGUGACCCUGAAAGACUAGCUAAGGAGAUGCUGUUGAAACGAGCUGCUGACCUGGUGGAGGCCCUGUAUGGGACACCCCACAACAACCAGGACAUCAUCCUGAAGAGAGCUGCCGACAUCGCCGAGGCCCUGUACAGCGUUCCCAGGAAUCCCGGCCAGCUCCCGGCGCUGUCCAGCUCCCCUGCCCACAGCAGCAUGAUGGGCAUCAACUCCUACGGCAGCCAGCUGGGCGUCAGCAUCUCCGACUCCACCCAGGGCAACAACCAAGGUUAUAUCCGGAACACCAGCAGCAUCUCCCCCCGGGGUUACUCCUCCAGCUCCACCCCCCAACAGUCCAACUACAGCACGUCCAGCAACAGCAUGAACGGCUACAGCAACGUGCCCAUGGGCAACCUGGGCGUGCCGGGCUCGCCGGGCUUCAUCAACGGCUCUCCCACGGGAUCUCCCUACGGAUGUACGGCCCUGGCCUUCCCUCCCCUGCUCCCUCAGCCCACUCCCUGA
Messenger RNA from Pipra filicauda (Wire-tailed manakin), 2015 nucleotides. It is a transcript of the gene EBF2, whose product is annotated as EBF transcription factor 2. Gene Ontology annotation, biological process: regulation of transcription by RNA polymerase II. The transcript has 14 exons. Lineage: Eukaryota; Metazoa; Chordata; Aves; Passeriformes; Pipridae. Bases 441 to 2015 code for a protein of 524 amino acids. The record is from RefSeq and is a predicted model, not a curated record. Gene Ontology annotation, molecular function: DNA-binding transcription factor activity, RNA polymerase II-specific; RNA polymerase II cis-regulatory region sequence-specific DNA binding.